Encephalitozoon romaleae SJ-2008 is the source of this 1380-nucleotide messenger RNA. RefSeq names its product alpha,alpha-trehalose-phosphate synthase. Gene Ontology annotation, biological process: trehalose biosynthetic process. The record is from RefSeq and is a predicted model, not a curated record. Gene Ontology annotation, cellular component: cytosol. The coding region runs from base 1 to 1380 and encodes 459 amino acids. Lineage: Eukaryota; Fungi; Microsporidia; Unikaryonidae. The transcript has a single exon. Gene Ontology annotation, molecular function: catalytic activity.
AUGAAGCUUUUGGUCAUCAGCAAUCGUCUACCACUAACAAUAAAGAAGGGGAAGAAUGGGUUUGAAUACACAAGGACAAGCGGGGGCCUGGUAACUGGGCUGAAGAGCAUAAACGACAGAAUCAGGUUCAAAUGGCUUGGCAACAUAAGUGGUGUCGAGCUGAAUGAAGAGGAGAAGGAUAUAAUAAGAAAGGACUGCUGGGAAAAGUUCCAUUCAAUCCCUGUGUUUAUCGAUCCAGAACUAAACAGCGAUUGCUACGAUGGAUUCUGUAAUGCCAUUCUCUGGCCAAUAAUCCAUUCAUUCAAGGACGAUGUUGCAUUUACCAUCAAGAACUACAACGCAUAUGUGGAAUACAAUAGGAUCUUUUGUGAUAAGGUAUGCGAGGCUUUAGAGGAUGGAGACAUUGUUUGGGUUCACGACUACCAUCUGAUGAUGCUUCCGGAAAUGCUAAAGAAAAAAUCCAAGAAGGACUUCAAAGUGAUGUUCUUCUUACAUACUCCAUUUCCACCGGCAGAGAUAAUGGAAACCCUUGCAUGCAGAAAAGAGAUAGUAAGUGGGAUGGCACACAGCGACCUUGUUGCAUUCCAUUCAUUCGACUACGCCAUCAACUUCCACGACACAUGUAUAGCCAACCACAUAGAGGUGAAGACUAAGCUGGAUGCAAUUCCCAUAGGAAUUGAUCCUGAAAUGUUCCGAAAAAUACUCAAAGAAAAGAAGACUGUGGAAAGGAUAAAGGAGAUCAAGCAGAUGUUCAAGGGAAAAAAGAUACUUCUAGGUGUGGACAGGACUGAUUACAUAAAAGGAAUGCCUCAUCGUUUCAAGGGGUUCCACAGGUUCCUUGAAAAGUAUCCGGAGUUUGUUGGAAAGGUUGUGUUUCUUCAGGUUGGUGUUCCCAGCAGAACAAACGUUAAGGAGUACUCUUCAUACACUAACAAGCUGAACGAACUUGCAUCCGAAGUAAACAGUAAGAUUGGGCCUAUUGAAGCAACACAUAUACACUUUCUAAACAGAAGUGUGGAGUUUGACGAGCUGUGUGCGUUGUAUGCAGCAAGUGAUGUCCUCCUUGUGACAUCGCUGAUAGAUGGAAUGAAUCUUGUCGCUCUGGAGUAUGUUUCAUGCCAAGACGAAAACAAAGGGGUGCUCCUUCUGAGCGAGAGUGCAGGAGCAUCCACAACUUUAUCUGCUGCAUUGGAAAUAAACUCGUGGAAUACUGAGGAGAUUGCUGAUGGAAUACAGAAAGCCAUCAUGAUGCCCAUGGAAGAAAGGAGUGAAAGACAUGAGAUAAAUAAGAAGGCUGUUGAUGUCUUUACAUCUGUCGAGUGGGCAGAAAGGAAUCUCGAUGGACUUUGUGAUGGCUGGAGGAAAUCACUGAUGCUCUAG